AUGAAUGGAAGUGCGGGUACUGGGAAAACUUUUUUGUACAACACAAUAGCAAGAAGUUGUCGUAGAGAUGGAAACAUAGUUUUAACUGUUGCUUCAUCGGGUAUUGCUUCAUUACUUCUUGAUGGAGGUCGCACAGCCCAUUCGACUUUUAAGAUACCAUUUAAUGUCCAAGAAGAUAGUAAUAUUGGGAUUAGUAAGGACUCCAAGUACGCCCAACUACUUAAAGAAGUCAGAUUGGUCAUACGGGAUGAAGUUUCAAUGCAACAUAGAUUUUGUAUGGAGGCGGUUGACCGUCUACUACGAGAUAUUCGUAGUGAUGACAGACAUUUUGGAGGUGUAACAGUUGUUUUGGGUGGAGAUUUUCGACAGACUUUACCGGUGGUCUCGAACGCAUGUCGUGAACAAACUGUUGGAGCAUCUAUAAGAAGUUCAUUUCUUUGGGAUUAUAUUAAUGUCUUGACACUAAACCAAAAUAUGCGAUUGGAACAACAACCAGAAAUUUUGGAAUUUGCUAACUUCUUACUAGAGAUCGGGACGAACUCUAAAGAAGUUGUUAACCUACCAUCGACAAUGAACAAAUUUCAAAACAUGCAUGAGAUGAUAUCUUCAGUGUACCCGCUCCUGGGAAAGGAUGGACCAAUGUCAACAGAACACUUAACCGAGAGAAUUAUUUUAUCUCCACGUAAUGAAGAUGUCCAUAAGAUUAAUCUGGAGGCAUUAGGAAAUUUGCAGGGUGAGGCUUACACAUAUCUUGCUACUGACAAGAUGAUUCGGGAUGACUACCGAAGGGAUUCAAGGUUCACAACCGAAUUUCUCAACAAUUUGAAUCCACCAAGAUCACCUUUAUUUAAGCUAGACAUUAAAGUUGGAUGUCCGGUUAUGCUGUUGAGAAAUCUUGCACCAAAAGAAGGUCUGUGUAAUGGUACUAGACUGGUGGUCACGAGGUGUGGACGAUAUGUGAUUGAAGCUAAAAUCAUAACAGGGGAAAAGGAUGGUGAGAUAGUAUUCAUCCCAAGAAUAACUUUUCAACCUUCACCUUCCGAGCUAGACAUACAAAUGGAAAGACACCAAUUUCCCGUACGUGUUGUAUAUGCAAUGACGAUUAACAAAUCACAGGGACAAUCGGUGAAGUAUGUGGGCAUCGAUUUAUGCACUCCAUUAUUUAUCCAUGGUCAACUUUAUGUGGCAUUGUCUAGGUGUACUGCUGCUAGGAGAAUAACUUUAUUGAUGCCAAAUGAGUCAAAUGAGUGUUUUAAUCUGGAAACCAAAAAUGUAGUGUAUCCCGAAAUUUUAUUGUAA
Molecule: messenger RNA, 1299 nt
Organism: Papaver somniferum (opium poppy)
Lineage: Eukaryota; Viridiplantae; Streptophyta; Magnoliopsida; Ranunculales; Papaveraceae
Product: ATP-dependent DNA helicase PIF7-like
Exons: 2
Coding region: 1-1299 (432 amino acids)
Biological process (GO): DNA repair; telomere maintenance
Molecular function (GO): DNA helicase activity
Source: RefSeq, a predicted model, not a curated record